GGUUUUGAUGGUCACUAUAGUGACUACCAAACGCUCCCGCCAUUUUGAUACUGGUGUUUAACGAAGAAAAACACGAAAAUAUAUUUUUAUUUUAUAAAAUAUGGUUAAACUACACAUUAAACGAGGAGAAGAAAGUCAGUUUUUGUACGAGACUACAUGUGCAGUCGAAUUAAACGAAUUGAUUCCACAAUUAGUUCGAAUUCACAACGAAAGAUUGAAAAUAGAACGACUUAAUUAUGAAAUGGAAGAGCUUGCCAAGCAUGGUAUUACUCUUCCCCCAAACAUGCAGGGAUUGACUGAAGAACAAAUCUCCGAUCUUAGACUUCGCGAUGAGUGGGAAGAUAAAUGCAGUCCAAGUGGAGGGUAUGUGGAGACUAAAGACCCUCUUACUAAAAGAAACGGCAGAGCACCUAAUGAAAAAAUGGCUGAGGUUUUGAAUAGAACAAGACAAGAGUCAAAAGCAAUGGUUUCAAAGGAUAAUGUGAAAGCUGAUGUGUGUCUGACAAUGGACAAGGUAAAGCAAGCACUGGAUCAGAUGAAAGGUGCUGUUAUGAUAGUAUAUCCCAUGGGGCUUCCUCCACAUGAUCCUGUUAGAAUGGAACUGGAAGAUCAGGAGGAUCUCUCAGGCACACAGGCGUCAUUACAAGUUUUUGAGGAACAAACUGCUCAGUUAUGGUGGGCAGGAAAGGACUUGCAGCGUGACAAGAAGCUACAAGAUUAUAUUGGAAAAAAUGAGAAAACCAAAAUAAUUGCUAAACUUCAAAAGAAAGGGCAAGGUGCUCCAGCAAGAGAACAAGUGAUAAGCGAAGAAGAGAGAAAACAGAUGAUGCUGCAUGCCUAUAGUAAACAAGAAGAGUUGAAGAAACUUGAAACCUGUAAUGAUGACAACUAUCUAAACUCUGCUUGGGCUGAUCCUAACUCACUCAAAAGACAAUUUCAGGGUGUGAGUGAUGUGAAAUGGAGACCUUGAAUUUUAAAUGUAAAGAUAUAGGACUGUGAAGGCAAUACAAAACACCAAACACAAUUGCAAUGACUUUGCAAUAACUUUGGGGCAGAGAGAGGGAAAGAAACACAAGAAGUGGAAGAAUGAAUUAAAACCUUACCUUCCAAUUCUUCCAGCUUUCCUUCAAUCCCUCUAAAUUUGGCAACAAACUAGUCUACUGAAGGCUUGAUUUCUUUAAUUAAUGUAAUCGAUAUGAAAUUAUGUGUUGUUCAUUAUUUGCUGCUUUGCGAAAUGUUGUAAGGCAUGGAAAAGAGAUGGUGUGUAUUCAUGUAUUUAUCUAGUUGACUUACAGAAGUUUCAUGUAAACUGGUACUGAACAACCUUAGUACAAAAGAUUUGCAUUUAUACAAUUAUUUCAAUAAACGUUGUCGGUCGGAGAUCUGA
Molecule: messenger RNA, 1387 nt
Organism: Actinia tenebrosa (Australian red waratah sea anemone)
Lineage: Eukaryota; Metazoa; Cnidaria; Anthozoa; Actiniaria; Actiniidae
Product: cilia- and flagella-associated protein 298
Biological process (GO): regulation of cilium movement
Source: RefSeq, a predicted model, not a curated record